AUGAUGGUGAACCACAAUGAGUUCGGUAUCACGGAGGAGGAGUUCGAGGAGCAUGGCAACGACGAAGCCGCCGUUCAGGACCUGCUCCUCCAGAAGAUGAAGAACUUCAUCACCAAGCACCCCGAGGCCGCGGGGGACGACGCGAUCAAGACCCUCACGGCCCUCGCGGUAGACGAGCUGCUCCUGAACGGCAACCUCGAGAAUGCCCGUCUCGUCUUCCAGCCCGUGCCGUUCCUGAAGUUCUUCAAGGAACAUGGCGUCGCCGGCAUCGACUCCCGCAGAGCGGAUCUCGACAAGGCGACGGAGGAGGUGAACGCCGUGGCGACGGAGGCGGGUAUGCUGGAGGCCCUGACCAAGGCCGUCGGGUCGAACUGCAAGUGCUUGACGCUCUUCACCCCGGGCAACCCGCUCAAGCCGCAGGAGGAGGAGCCCGAGGGCCUUACGUAUGCGGAGAGUUUGGCGGCCCCUUUCUUGAAGAUCCCGGUAAAGAAGACCAACGCCACGGGCCAGGACUCUCGCCUUCACGUCGAGAUCCGGAGGCUGCCGGCCCCGCACGACAAGGCUCCCUACCUGUGCAUCCUCAUCGCCCCGGCGAGCCGCUACGUGUUCCACUCUUUCCCCAUCGAGGAGACGCAGGCCGACAAGGCUUUCAUGCACGUGCUCGAGGGUAUCGUGAUGGGAGUGGUCACCGAGGGCAUGGGCAUGAUCGAAGAGGCGGUGCGUAUCCGGCCGGCUCAGCUGACCACGACCGACCCGCUCCUGGCGAACUUCUUGUCGCCGCUGCUGGAGGGCACCCGCGUCUCGGUGGCGGCCUCGUCGGACAAGGUCGUCAACGCCGACUCCGACGCCAAGACCAAGGAGUCGCCCCUCAUCGCCAUCAUGGACGGCGUUUACGCCGACUUCUUCAUUGACUUGACCAAGGCGAACUCGAAGCGCAAGCUCCCGAUCGGAGACAACAUGUCGGACGAGGCCGCGUUCAAGGUCAAGUCUCGUACCGCGUCGGGCAAGGAGAAGUACAUCGCCGACCCCGAGAAAGAGAAGAGGAAGAUCCCCGAAAAGAUGAUGGCCUGCAAGGGAUGCAACCAGCUUAAGCUCCGCAGCCAGGUGAAGCAGUGCUCCCUGUGCAACGAAGUGUGGUAUUGCGGCAACGAGUGCCAAGCGAGCGACUGGUCCAAGGGCCACAAGAACGACUGCUCCCGCAAGAAUGAGGGCAAGAAGAAGGGCAAGGGCGCCGGUCACGUGUCGGAGGACAGCGGCGACGACCUCGGAGACCAGGCAGCCAAGGACGCCCUCGACUCUUUCGCCAUCGACCUUCACAAGGGCUUGGGCGGCGGCGGCGCCAAGAAAAAGGCGAGCGGCAAGAAGAAGGGCAAGGGCAAGAAGAAAUAAGCGGAGAGGAUGCUACUGCUACUGCAGGCGUGCGGCGGCCUAGGGUUAUAGUCGUCGUGUAGGCUACAGGCAUUUUCGGAGGAGGGGGGGUCCCGCGACCUUACGCAAAUGGCGGCGCGUCGGCUGUCGGGAUCUCUCGGGACCUUUGGCAAUGGCGGAACAGCGCGGUGGGAGGUCUCUCGGCCUGACGGGGCUUGCUGUUGCCGCCGCUGGCGGUGCGUGCCCGCUUUUGGCUUCUGCGACGCGUGGUGUUAGGCCGGCUGUGGUGGAUCGUGUCCGUCUUCGGCAGCAGCGGGUGCUCUGCGGUUGGUGGAGGUGUCUUGUUGUGACUGCAGUAGGUCUGUCUGCGGGGGCGGGGGAGGGGGGGUCGGACGGACGAUGUGGCUCGUCCUUCCGUGAGAGGAAAGGAGCGGAAAGGAGCCAGCCUUUUCUUGAGUUGAGUGUGCCCGGUGAUCUUGGCGUGUUUUUUAGUUUUUUUUCUACGCCCCUGCCCGAGCCAGAGGGUAAGCGCAGCUGGUUCCGACGGCGGUAAGUAUGCCGUGGAGGCGGCGGAAUGUUUGUCGUUUCGUUUCUUUCAUGUUCUAUGUGCGUGUUUUUAGUCUGGCUUUUGCGAAGUCUCUCGGUGCGCGCGCGCGUGUUGCUGCGCUGUCACCACGAUCAAAAAAGACCCUUUUCGCUUGGUUUCGAGUGGAGCCAAUCGGCCAAUUAGUGAGGGUUUGUGGUGUGUGUAGGAUAGAUGGGUGUAGAAUGUUGGUGAUCGUUUCUUUCCUGCGGCGAUAGGGUUGAUCGUUUCUUUCCUGCGGCGGUAGGGUUGUGGUUUCCCUGAUGCUGACCAGGAUUGGUCGCGCUGUGCGCGCCGCGUGUGAGCUGUUGCUUUUCCUUCUCGCCACCGGUCGAUGUUUGUUGGUAAAGCACAUGUAUACUAGGUGUUGUUGGUGCAUCAUGUCAUAGGCACCCAAGAUUUCGGAAAAGGGGGUGGAGAGUUGAAGACCCGUCCUUUCCCAAAUGUGAGACCUUUCGGUGCUCGUACGGGUAGUACGUGGUGGUGGUUUGUAUUUUACGAUACAGGUUCGUUCGCACAACACCUCACGCAUGAUGAUGAUGAUGAUAAUGAUGAGAGUCGCGCUGGAUGGGUGUCUUCCUCUUGGGGAGUGUGAGUCUUUGUCUUGGUCGAGACGCCCUUCAGAAACUACUACUACUGCUGUAGUCUUGCGCACCUUCGUGACAAACGCCCUUUAGGGUGGCUGUCUGCUUUGCCCUUUUGCCCAGGUUGCGGGAGAUUUAGCUAAUAGUAAAUCUACACAGCCCCGCCAUUUUUUGGCGAGGCACCAAAGGU
This is a messenger RNA of Ectocarpus siliculosus, 2725 nucleotides long. Lineage: Eukaryota; Phaeophyceae; Ectocarpales; Ectocarpaceae. The record is from the annotation of a GenBank genome assembly.